Carassius gibelio (silver crucian carp) is the source of this 1430-nucleotide messenger RNA. RefSeq names its product rho GTPase-activating protein 15-like. Bases 157 to 1374 code for a protein of 405 amino acids. Gene Ontology annotation, cellular component: cytoplasm. The transcript has 13 exons. The record is from RefSeq and is a predicted model, not a curated record. Gene Ontology annotation, biological process: signal transduction; regulation of GTPase activity. Lineage: Eukaryota; Metazoa; Chordata; Actinopteri; Cypriniformes; Cyprinidae.
AUGUAUGCACUACUGCUUGCACAUCUUGAGAGACGUAGCUUGAGUGCCCCAUGUGACUUUUACACUUCCUCCAAACGAUACUUUCUCUCUCUGUGACUGCUGAAACAAGUUUUGAGAAAUUUUUUUUUCUUUCUGGAAAACGACCAGGAACCAGCGAUGCAGAAGCAGCCAGCAAUGGUGCUUCCUGGAGCUGUUCAGAUGAGGAUCAAGAACUCUCAAAGCAGUACUGGAGAGAGACUCAGCCAGACAAAGUCUAUGGUCCUACCAGACCCUGGCACACUACAGACGCCUAUCAACCGUCACCGGAGGAACCAGUCUCAGCAUAAUGUUGGUGUUUCUGAUGGGCUGCAGACCAUUUUACAAGGAGAAUAUUUGAACAAAGCCAAAAUUGCUGAAGGAGGAAAGAAAUUACGAAAAAACUGGACUUCAACCUGGGUUGUUCUUUGCUCCAAUCAACUAUUGUUCUUUAAAGAGAGCAAACAAGAAGCCGUGGCAAAUUUGAAACCAGGUGGUAAAUCAGAUGGUGUGGAUCUGUGUGGGGCUGUAAUCGAGUGGACAACAGAGAAAUCCAGCCGAAAGAACGUGAUUCAGAUAACCACCCCAAAUGGUCACGAGUUUCUGCUGCAGGCAGAUCACUUUCCAACCAUCUCUAAAUGGCAUGAUGCCAUCAAAAAAACGGUGGACAGUCUGUCGAGUGGAGCUGGAGGCCAGAGCUGUGGCAGAGCGGGCCUAAACAGGUCCAACAGCAUAGAAUGCUUGUCCCGACCAACCUGUGAACCCGCCAAACCUAAACCAAAAGAGACCAAAUCUGAAAACAGACGCUCCAUCAUGUUCAAGCUGAAUUACAGCGCCUCAGACAGCGCCGACAAGAAUGGAGUUAAGAACAGACUGAAGAAGUUCAUCUCCAGACGGCCCUCCAUGAAAACGCUACAGGAGAAAGGCCUUAUUAAAGACCGAGUUUUUGGAUGUCACAUGCUGACCCUGUGCGAGAGAGAAAGGACCACAGUGCCCAAAUUUGUAAAGCUGUGUGUAGAGGAAGUAGAAAAACGAGGCCUGGAGGCUGCUGGGUUGUACAGGGUGAGUGGCAAUUUGGCCGUUAUCCAGAAACUACGCUUUCUAGUUGACCAAGAGGAGGAGCUUAACUUGGGCGACAGCCAAUGGGAGGACAUCCAUGUCAUCACCGGAGCGCUAAAGAUGUUUUUCCGUGAACUGCCAGAGCCCCUGUUUCCCUUUCGCUUUUUUGACUUGUUUGUGGAAGCCAUUAAAAUUAGGGAGCCCACACAGAAGGGUCAAGCCUUGAAGAAACUGAUCCAUCAAGUCCCCAAACCCAAUCACAACACCAUGAAAGUGCUCUUCCACCACCUGAGGAGGUAAGUCUCUAUCCAUACACAUAACCAGGAGCGUAACACCAACAAUUAGGUCCCACAAGA